Paramecium sonneborni is the source of this 160-nucleotide messenger RNA. Lineage: Eukaryota; Ciliophora; Oligohymenophorea; Peniculida; Parameciidae. The record is from the annotation of a GenBank genome assembly.
AUGUCAUAAGUUGUUGAAUUUUAGUUUAAAUAGGAGGAGGUAAAAUUAUUAAUCUAAUUUAUAGAGCUUUAAAUUAAUUAGAUCAGCGUAUUAAAGUUUAAUACCUGUUAAUGAAUUUGCAUUCAAAAAUUUUACAGUCAUGAAACAUUCUAUCCCCUGA